GUCAGAGCUUCGACGCCUACACUCCCGCCGCUUCCUGAACAGCAUGACGGCAGCCGCAGCCACCAGCGAGGAACGAGCAGCAGGCGCGGCGACGGCGCCGCCCGCGGGGAAGGGCCCUCCGCCGACGCCAGCCAAGGCGUCUCGGGCGCCCUGGCGUAUCCCCCUGGACUCCUCAGCGGGCUCCAAGGGAUCUGGCAGCGCCUCCAAGCCAGGGGAGCCACCGCAGUCCAAGGCGCGCCUGCGAUCGCCUCCAGCGCGGCAGCCGCUAGCAGGCCAUCGCUCGAAGUCCCCGCGCCCCCCAGCGGCCGCGGACGAGGACGAGGGCGAGGCCGCAGCCGCGGGCGCGCAGGGCCUGCGCAGGAAGCGCAGGGGCGGCCGCAGGGCCAGGCGCGGCGCGCACAACGACAAGGUCUGGAGCAGCAAGGACAAGAACCUUCUGAGUCUCUUGCGAUCCACGCUGAAGCUGCUGCUCCAGACCGCCCACAAGACCAGACUCAACAGCAGCAUCGGCAUCGACACGUACACGAUGAGCAGUAAGCACCCCGUCAUCGACGGGGUCACGAACGAGCUCGAGGGCUACAAGCAGCUCCUCGAUCAGCUUCGCAGGAGCGGAGAAGCCGCCGACAAGGCCAGGCUCAAGGAGAUCGGCUCUCCCGCCCCAGCGCUGGGCCUCGCAGCCCUCGAGAGCCUCCAGAAAUGCGACAUCGGGGGCUCGCUCAAGGCAGAGAUCGCCACGUACCUCGAGAAAGUACAGCCGUUGGACCCAGACGCGGAGGUGGAAAUCUCCAAGGACGAUCUGCAGACCGCCAUCAGCUUCAUACGGCUCGAGAGUUGUUUCGACACGGACAGCAUGAAGCUCAUCAUCGGGGCCCCAACCUGGGAGGGGCGCCUCAUCAUUCAGAAGGCGCUGGCCUCAGAGGGAUCGGCUCAGCACCACCGCGGAGUGGCGCCAGCAGGAUGGCUCGAGGAAGAAGUGGCUCAUUGGUUGGAGACUCUCGAGCAGUAG
Molecule: messenger RNA, 1006 nt
Organism: Prorocentrum cordatum
Lineage: Eukaryota; Dinophyceae; Prorocentrales; Prorocentraceae
Source: the annotation of a GenBank genome assembly